AUGUCAGAUAGCUCUCACAGCUCUCCCAGCUCACACCUCGAGCCGCCGCAGAAAGGCCCUGAGCUUGAGGACCCCGGUGCUCAGGAGUCUGCCAGCGAAGACGAUCACUUCUCCGACGCCAGCGAAGGCCAGACCGAAGCUCGGUCAAGAAAGUCCUCCAGAGCAGCUUCACCCGUGCCGAUAACCCGCGUGGAAAGAGUGGACGACGAGCCUCGUCACGGAGAGGUGCCGGGCACUUCGGCUUACGACAAGAGGACCCUAGAUGCAGUCCCGGAUGAAGUAGAGAUCGUUCCAGAAGGUUCACGGAGCCGAAGUUCGUCGAGAGUAGCAGAACCAACCAGUCCCGGAGGAACUCCCAUCCCACGGACCAUGGUUGUCAGAGUGGACGAAGACCCAAGCUACGGAGAAGUGCCAGGGACAGAAGCAUAUGAUAAACGAAAAGCAGAUGCCGUUCCGGAUCUUGUCUUGAAGACACCCGGAGACGAACAAACAUCAAGUGAAUUACGCGGAGAGGACUUAGACCAAACAGUCCCUGAGACUCGACUAUUCAGAGUGGAUUCACUCCCCAAGGAGCCAGGAUCGCCGGGACUUCACGCCCACCGCAGGAGCCCAAGUGAUGCAUUGCCAGACGUUAUUGAGACCGUGCAUGAUACGACCGGAGAUGAUGAAGAUGAAGAAGGCGAUGACGAUGACGAAUUUGGUGAUGAAUUUGAUGAUUUCGAAGAAGGCGCCAAUGCGGCAGCAGAUGAUGAUUUUGGCGAUUUUGACGAAGGUUUUGGUGAACCAGUAGAGGGCGCAGUUGGAGAUCAACCGGGAGAAGGGGAAACAUUAGAGCAGCCUUCUACGCCGCUACCUCUCCCGCCGCUAUUAGAUUUCACCUCCACGGCAUCCUUGUCCGAUCUUUUAUUCAUAACUAACGACUCCCUUGAUACCCUAUUCCCCGAAACAAAAACAGUCCCCUCAUUACCAUCAUUGGAAGCAAUACCAGAUUCUGCAGCCAUUUUCAACAGCGAACGUUCACUCUCUUUAUGGUCACAAUUAGUCGCGCCUCCGCCAUUACAACCUCCAAACUGGGUGAAAUCCCGGAUUCGACGUCUUUUCCUUGUGUCUCUUGGUGUUCCAGUUGAUCUAGACGAGAUAUUGCCAGCAUCAAAACAGAAAAAGCUUAUAUUGCCUUCCAUCAACCCAGAAGACUCAAGCACAUCUGUUCGCACAAAAGCAAUAGAGAAAGCUAAGCAAGGGGAUGCAACGACCCCGCAGAAUGACUCUACAACAUCAGUCAAUUCUACGAUCUCGCGGCAAAAGUCCAGUCGACGUCGCGGCCAGCCAGCACCUCCAGAGCUAGAUCUUUUCGCAGUGAGGAGGUUGUGCGCAACCACAGAUGCAGCUUUGGGCGGAUUUACAGACUCUGAACUCGAGCAACACGUGGUAUCGCUCGAGACGGCAUCUACAACGGCAAAGGACGUGCUCGACUAUUGGGUUAAGAAGACAGAUGGACUCAUAGGCGAGAAGGAGGCCUUUGAGGGCGUGAUUGAGAACCUAGUCAAUCACGCUCGACGAGCACGAAAGUAA
This is a messenger RNA of Talaromyces amestolkiae, 1572 nucleotides long. RefSeq lists its product as uncharacterized. The record is from RefSeq and is a predicted model, not a curated record. The transcript has 4 exons. Bases 1 to 1572 code for a protein of 523 amino acids. Lineage: Eukaryota; Fungi; Ascomycota; Eurotiomycetes; Eurotiales; Trichocomaceae.